CUGCAGAUCAACUUGAUGAACUACGACACUGAUUGUUGAACCACGCUCUGCGGCCGCGACUAUAACACACAAUGCUGGGGUAGACACAGACCGCAAGCCCACUCUAGCUAUGAAGAUUGGCCCUCUGUACAAGCGUGCAACGGACCCGGAGCAUCGUCAUGGUGCGAGGAAGGCUCUCCUAGUGGGCAUCAACUACAACACACAAGCUUCGCGGCGAGAUACAGACAGUCAAACCUUGGGCAAGUGCCACCGAGAUGCGCUAGCUGUGCGGGACUUAUUGAUUGAUUCCUACGGCUAUAAAACAUCCGAUAUAGUUGUCAUGCUCGAUGCCAAAGAUUAUCCACAGCCUACGCAUGACAAUAUGAUCCUUGCAAUCGAAAACUUGGUGAAGGGCGCCCGACCCGGGGAUCGCCUGGUCUUCAUGUUUGCCGGACACUGUUGUCAGAUUCCAUGUCAUCAUCAUAGUGAGGCAGACGACUUCGAUGAGGCGCUCAUGCCCAUGGACCAUGAAGGUACACGGAACAAGUCAAAACUCAUAAUCGACAACUUGCGCCAGCUGCUUGUGAACCCACUGUCCCCGGGAGUUCGACUUACGGCGAUAUUUGACGCCUGUCAUUCAGGAACACUCCUCGAUUUGGACCAUUACAUGUGUAACAUGCUAUACACGCCCAGGAUAUCUCGUGGUCCUCGCGGAUCUGGGUCACGAAGACAGGCAGUUCAACGCAAGACAGCUAUGCUGCCCCUAGUGCACGACCAACCGAUGUCGAAGCCUCGUCGUCGUUCCACAGCUCCACCACGGAUGCUGUCCAUUGACGGGAUCUAUCAUGUCUUUCGCGAUGCUAUGCCUCAAAUAGACCGCAGGCCGACGUUCCUUUCCCAGAGCGAGCAAUCAGUAGUAUCCGAAGCCGAAUCCAUCGAGGAGGCUUCCGGCCCUGCUGAGCCUCGAAAAGGUCCGGUCCUUGCGCGAGCCACAAGGACGUUCGUCAGGCCCUGGAAAGAGGCGUUCGCGUUGAUCAUUCGGAGGCACCAGUCGCCGACGCCCGUUUCGAGUGUGCGAUGCGAUGGCUGGUGCGUGCCCACUAGUGCCGCCUCGAAGACGGCUCCGCGGGUGAUCUCCAUAGCAGCUUGUGGCGAUCCACAGCAAACGUGGGAGGAUCCGAAGGGGCGUUCUAUGUCUUUGACAUUGGUAGAAGAACUAAGGCACAAUCGUCACCCCAUGUUGAAGGAUCUCGUCGCCAGACUGAUGCAUUCUCGUGAUAACGUAUCUAUGCAACUUCAUGCUGCAGCGAAGCGGCAGCGUAAGAAGGGCCACAAGUCGGCGUACGUGCUUGAUGGCGUUAACUUCCAGGACGUACAGGUGAGUACGUUAGAGGGAGCCAAUGAUCCACAUUGAACUGAUACACUUUGCCACUGCCGUAGGUCGGAAGUCAAGAGAAGCUGGUAAGACGUGUGAAACCUACACAUCCACGUAUCAUUCACGGCUGAAGGACCUUGAUAGGCCAUGGAAACCAUCGUCUUCGAGCUGUAGCGGUGUGCCCUCGCCCUACAAUGUCUGUGUCUGCGCGUCAUUGCUAAUAUCUAUCCUACAUGCGCUGUU
Messenger RNA from Fomitopsis serialis, 1597 nucleotides. Its product is annotated as caspase domain-containing protein. The transcript has 14 exons. Bases 110 to 1393 code for a protein of 427 amino acids. Lineage: Eukaryota; Fungi; Basidiomycota; Agaricomycetes; Polyporales; Fomitopsidaceae. The record is from RefSeq and is a predicted model, not a curated record.